CCGGGUCAUUCAGGUACCGGAUUGUCUGGCUCGACAGCGGGCAUCGGGUCACCAGGUAUGACAGCGGGCACUGGGUCACCAGGCAUCAGGUCAUUUGGCUCGCCAGCGGGCACCGCGUCAUCUGGCAAGGCAGUGGGCACCGGGUCACCAGGCAUUGGAUCGUCUGGCUCGACAGCGGGCAUCGGGUCACCAGGUAUGACAGCGGGCACUGGGUCACCAGGCAUCAGGUCAUUUGGCUCGCCAGCGGGCACCGCGUCAUUGGCAAGGCAGUGGGCACCGAGUCACCAGGUACGACAGCGGCUCUGAGUCAAUUGGCACGACAGCGGGCACCGGAUCAGGUACCGGAUCAUCUGGAUCAACAGCGGGCAUCGAGUCAACUGGCCUAAUAGGAUCGUCAGGCUGGAUCAGUUCAUCAUGCUGGGCAGCAGGCCGAGUACAGGCAUCAGGCUGAGUACAGGCAUCAGGCUGAGUAGAGGAUUCAGGCUGAGUAGAGGCUUCAGGCUGAACCACGGAAGGCAGGUUCACCAG
Staurois parvus is the source of this 528-nucleotide messenger RNA. The record is from the annotation of a GenBank genome assembly. Lineage: Eukaryota; Metazoa; Chordata; Amphibia; Anura; Ranidae.